GUUAUGUACGUCAACAUAGUUUCCGGUUUACCUCUCGCUUUCUCCCUCUUUUCGGGUUGUCGUUAACGUCAACAACACGCACGUUACCGAGGCGCAGUGAAUUUUAUUCGUUUUUCACCGCAAAUUUGCUUAAAAAAUGCCGCAGGAAAUUAAGGAAGUAAAAGAUUUCCUCAUCAAGGCCCGCAGGAAGGAUGCGCGUGCCGUCAAGAUAAAGAAGAACGAGACCAACACCAAGUUCAAGAUCCGCUGCUCCCGGUACCUGUACACGCUAGUGGUUAAGGAUAUGGAGAAGGCAGAAAAGCUAAAGCAGUCGCUGCCCCCGGGCCUGCAGGUGAAGGAAGUGAAGUGAAGUGGUCGUAAUGCUUGAAGCUGCUGCCGCGCUGCGUCUGUUGUGAAAUGGACGGGUCGGAUUCCGGUUGACGUUUGACCGGCAAUCGUUCCGCACAGCCUCUCGUGAAGUAAUGUGGUAUUUAGUUCGUGUACUCUGUGUUCGCGGCUGCACUGAACGUAAAAUGUGAUGAAGCUGAUCGUUAGUUUCACGUGCAUGUGAAUAAAGAGUAUGUGAGAUGAAUCCAUGAAACAAA
Anopheles funestus (African malaria mosquito) is the source of this 584-nucleotide messenger RNA. It is a transcript of the gene RpL38, whose product is annotated as 60S ribosomal protein L38. The record is from RefSeq and is a predicted model, not a curated record. Lineage: Eukaryota; Metazoa; Arthropoda; Insecta; Diptera; Culicidae. Bases 137 to 349 code for a protein of 70 amino acids. The transcript has 2 exons. Gene Ontology annotation, cellular component: cytosolic large ribosomal subunit; ribosome. Gene Ontology annotation, biological process: translation; protein-RNA complex assembly. Gene Ontology annotation, molecular function: structural constituent of ribosome.